AUGAAGCAACUAUAUUUCAUCAUUUUUCUUCUGUUCACAUGUUCAAUGGAAAAAUGUUUCGCAAUCGGUGAGAAUUGUCUCACAUUACAGUGGGCAUCGAGUGCUACAACACUGACUGAUAGCACAAAUCUUAACCAACCUCGAGAUUUAUAUGUCGAUCAAAACAAUGUUGUAUAUGUAUUAGAUAGUGGAUAUGGUCGUGUACGCCGUAUAUGGCCCAAUUCGACAGUCGAACGGACGUUUAUAAAUGCAGUGACAGGACCAGUUUUCAAUCAGUCAUCUUAUAUCCUUGGCAUUCAAGGUGAUACCAAUGGAAAUCUUUACAUUCUUGAUGUGAACCUUGGUCGUGUCGUAAAAUGGUCAACUACGAAUAUGAAUGGAACGGUCGUUGUAGGUGGAUAUGGAAAGGGUUAUGGCGCAAAUCAGUUGAACGCACCUUGCGGAAUGUUUCUUGAUCCAAAUACGAUGUUUAUCUGGAUAGCUGAUACAUAUAAUCAUCGAAUUGUUCGUUGGGAAUCACCCACAACAGGUAUCAUUGUCGGUGGAAGUAAUGGAUCAAAUGCUGACCAGUUUAACUACCCAUUUGGAUUAUUUGUUGAUACAAAGGAUGCGAAUACAUUAUAUGUUGCUGAUACAUAUAAUCAUCGCAUUCAACAAUGGUUAUCAGGAGCAAAGAAUGGAACAACAGUAGCUGGACAAACAGGUGUAGCUGGUUCGAGUUUAAGUGUGCUUUAUUAUCCAAUAUCAGUGAUUGGAGAUGGAAACAAAAAUUUAUAUAUUUUAUGUUUUUCAACUAGUUCGAUUGUGAAAUGGCAAGUCGGAGCAACGGUUGGCAGUCUUAUUGUUGGCACUUUAACAGCUGGAUCAUCAUCAAAUCAAUUAUAUAGUCCGUAUAAUUUUAAAUUUGGUCCAGAUUAUUCAAUUUAUGUUCCUGAUUUUAAAAAUAAUCGAACUCAAAAAUUCUCGGCCCUUUGUUCGAAUGCGACAAGCACAACAAUAAUCACUACUCGCCUAACAACAGCGUCGUCAACAAUUCGUACAAUAGUUUCAAGUUCAACGACGCGCUUAUCCAGUUCGACAAGCAUUCCAAGUUCAUCAGCAACAACAACAAGCGCACAAAUACCAUCUGCUGCUGCUGAUCACAAUCUUCAAUGGUUAUUGAUGAUCGUCCCAUCAAUCAUAGCUGUGAUGAAUAACUAUCUCAUAUAG
Messenger RNA from Adineta ricciae, 1209 nucleotides. Lineage: Eukaryota; Metazoa; Rotifera; Eurotatoria; Adinetida; Adinetidae. The record is from the annotation of a GenBank genome assembly.